AUGCACACCAAUGAGAACGAGGCCCAAUCCCAGUAUACCAUUCUCCCAUCGUCGUGCACGUCCGUCCAGCAAGUCGCCGCCGUGACGCCUGCUUCCCUAGUGACGAUGAACACCCACCAGGUGCCUGCCGAUGAUGCUGAAUGGAAGGUAGCACAUGACCCCCGCUCCAACCGACCGUACUACUACCAUCCCGUCACCCGCGAGACCACAUGGAAGAAACCCGCGGCGCUGAUCCAAAAGGAAAAGGACGCGGCGUCGCAGUUCUUUCGCAUGAUGGAACAUAACAUCAAAAGCAAGAUGAUGCGUUCCCCCACCGCCGUGGACGAGUCCAACCACCGCUCGUCCUCGUCGUCGCCUUGCCAUGACAAAGUUGUCCCCAAGCAGGCUGUGAAGACCAACAGGGACAGCGGCCGGCCGCCGAAAACCGGCGGCCCCCCACGCUUGUUCCGCACGCUGUCGGCCAAGGAGGACAUGUUUGACGCCAUGCUGAAUGGCAUCGCGACUCCGCGCACGUCUUCGGCGACUGCGUCCAUGCGCAAAGACAUUCCGUCGCCAAUCGCCGAAGAAAUCGUGUCACCGCACACUGCCUACUACGCGUCAAGACAGUCUGAUUUAGGCAUGCUUCCCACCAACCUCCAUCAGUCGUCGGACGAAUUUACUGUGCCGCCGCAACCGCAGCGCAUGCGGUCGAACAGUACCAACUCCAUCUUCGUGCGCAUGGGCACGAUGAACAAACCCGACCAGACCACUACGUUUUUCUGUGUCGCCACGGUGUUACAUGGUCACAUCCUUGAAUCGACCGCCGCGCCACUCCCCAUGGAUCCGCGCUUCCUCGGGUUUCAAGCGCCGUCGUCGUCCAUGUCGUUCGAUGUUCCGUCUGUCGACGCCAUCGUGGCGUUCAUGACGCAGAUCUACCGCACCGCGCAAAUGGAAAGCGAAUGUAUCAUCAUGGGCCUGAUCUACGUGGAGCGUCUGCUGCAAGCCGCCACAGGCAAGGGCCUGCAACUGACCCCGACCAACUGGCAAUCGAUUGUGUUUUGCUCGAUGGUGAUGGCGUCCAAGGUGUGGGACGACCUGAGCAUGUGCAACGCUGACUUCUCCAAGAUCUUCCAUGGAAACUUCCCCCUCCGCCGGAUCAACGCUCUGGAACUGCUGUACCUGGAUUGUGUCGAGUAUAACGUGCGCGUGUCCGCGGCAUCGUACGCCAAGUACUACUUCCACCUGCGCUCCAUCUACAAAUCCCUCAAGCUCGGCCACCUCAGCGCCUUCGACUCGAACACCCCGCUCAACCUCGAAGGCGCACGCAAGAUGCAGGUCAUCUCGGAAGACUACGAGGAGCGGAUCAAGCUAUUGCCGCCGCCGCUGCGCCGUCGCAGCCGCACCAUCUCGAGCCAGGUGCCGUCGGAGCGGAUCGUCGAGGAAGAGUACCGAUACUCAGACCUGACGGCGCCCCCGGCCAGCUUGGAGCAGUUGGUGCACAUGGAAGUCAAGUCCGCGGGUGGGAACUCGAGUCCGUACAAAUACACGGGGUGGUCGAAGCGCCAUUCCGAGUAGUAGUAGUAGUAGUAGUAGUAGUAGUUCCUCAUAUCCAUUGUCCAGUGUGUAGUAAGUAGUUAGUGCCCAAUUUUGUAGUCGUGUAAAUGUGAAUAUAGAGUCGAGGGUGUGUCGUUGUCAUCUGAUCUGCUACACACCAUCCGCUGCAGCGCCGCCAUGGACGAUAGCGUGCAUGUACGCACA
This is a messenger RNA of Aphanomyces astaci, 1737 nucleotides long. RefSeq lists its product as hypothetical. Gene Ontology annotation, biological process: regulation of cyclin-dependent protein serine/threonine kinase activity. Gene Ontology annotation, cellular component: plasma membrane. The coding region runs from base 1 to 1554 and encodes 517 amino acids. The record is from RefSeq and is a predicted model, not a curated record. The transcript has a single exon. Gene Ontology annotation, molecular function: protein kinase binding. Lineage: Eukaryota; Oomycota; Saprolegniomycetes; Saprolegniales; Verrucalvaceae.